Molecule: messenger RNA, 2979 nt
Organism: Zerene cesonia (dogface butterfly)
Lineage: Eukaryota; Metazoa; Arthropoda; Insecta; Lepidoptera; Pieridae
Gene: Uba4
Product: adenylyltransferase and sulfurtransferase MOCS3
Exons: 11
Coding region: 97-1488 (463 amino acids)
Biological process (GO): protein urmylation; tRNA wobble position uridine thiolation
Cellular component (GO): cytosol; cytoplasm
Molecular function (GO): adenylyltransferase activity; URM1 activating enzyme activity; thiosulfate-cyanide sulfurtransferase activity
Source: RefSeq, a predicted model, not a curated record
UUGACGUUAAAGUUACUCUCAGUGAACCGUACAUACAAGUUACAACAUAAUAAAUUUGCGAACAACAUUCGUAUUGUAACAUAAACAUUGACCAAAAUGGACAUCGUGUGUAAAUUGGAAAAAGAAAUAUUGGAAAUACGCAAGAAAUUGGUAUGCAAGGAGCAAGAAUUGCUGGAAGUAAAAGAAAAAAUGGGUACGGCACAAAUCAACAGUAAAAAUGGAUGUGACUUGGACAAAAGAAACUCUUUAAAAGUGCAAUUUGGUGACAGCAUUCCGAAAUGGGCGAUAGAGAGGUACAGCCGUCAAAUUCUAUUACCGGAUAUAGGCGUCCGCGGCCAAGAGAACCUUAUGAGGGGCAAAGUCCUAAUUGUCGGGGCCGGAGGCCUGGGGUGCCCUGCAGCUGUGUACUUAGCAGGCGCUGGUGUUGGUGAAAUAGGCAUAGUAGACUAUGAUACUGUGGACAUAACAAAUAUACAUAGACAGUUUUUGCAUACCGAGAAAGAAGCAAACACAAGCAAAGCUGAAUCGGCUGCAAAUAGCUUGCGGAGCAUAAAUUCUCGAAUAAAAGUCACCGCAUACAAAAUUCAAUUGGACUCGUCGAACGCUCUAGAAAUUGCUUCGAACUACGACGCCAUAUUGGAUUGUUCUGACAACGUGCCCACAAGGUAUAUGCUGAGUGACGUAGCUGUGAUUGCUAAGAUACCGUUAAUAUCAGGGAGUGCUUUAAAAAUGGAAGGGCAGUUAACCAUAUAUGGUUAUAGAGGUCAGGGUCCUGAUGAUGAGCCUGGGCCAUGCUACCGCUGCGUGUUCCCCCGCCCCCCGCCACCGGAAGCAGUUGGUAGCUGUUCAGCCAAUGGCGUCGCUGGUCCCGUCCCAGGGGCCAUAGGUGCAUUACAAGCGCUGGAGGCAAUUAAGCUACUGGUUGGUCAUGCUCGAGACAAGUUAUUGGUUGGGAGGAUGUUGAUUUUUGAUGGGGAAGACAUGAGUUUUAGGACUGUAAAGCUUCGUCCCCGAAACGUCCAAUGCCCCUCGUGUUCUGAAAACCCAACUAUAACAAAAUUGGUCGACUACGAAAUAUUCUGUAGCGCGCAGGCAAAUGACAAGGAUUUAAAUCUAGACAUCCUACCGCCGGAGAACCGAAUAACCGUCACGGAAUUGGCGGGAAAGCUGACGGGCGACGUUUCAGAAAAGCGCCACCUGUUGGUCGACGUGCGGAGCGCGCCCGAGUUCAACAUGUGCAAGAUAGAUGGCGCUGUUAACUAUCCGAUAGACGAUCUGCGCAAGGACAAAAUGGACGCUCUGCUGACUGAAAUAAGGAAAUGCACCAGCCAGGUGACUUUCAUCUGUAGAAGAGGCAACGAUUCCCAAAUCGCGGCCAAGCGUGUUCUCGAUGUUAUUGAGGACAAACAUAAAAACAAAAUCAAGGACUUAACUGGCGGCCUGCACGCGUGGUCUAAAUAUAUUGAUCAUGAUUUCCCUGUCUAUUAGAAUAUUUUUAUUAUUAUUUCCCUGUCUAAUAGAAAGAAAAGAAAAAUAUAUAUCAGAAAAUAAGCAAUACAAUAAUUAAUGGCUAGUCUUAACAAUUGUUUGGGAAUAGUGGAAUAUAUUAUUUUUAACCGAGUUCAUAAAAGAGCAGGUUCUCAAUUGGACUGUAUUUUUCUUGUUUGUAUGUAACCUCGUAACUUUUUACUGGGUGAACCGGUUUUGAUGAUUCUUUGUUAUUAGAAAGCUAGUGCCGACUAUGAGGUCCAAUUUUGAUCUAGUUCUAAAAAUUGAAGGGAGUUAUUGUUAAAUAUAAUUAUGUUGUUAUGAAGUUAUUACAUACUAGAAACACCCAACUCAGGACUGCUUAUUAAAAUAUCAAAUAUUAUUCGAAUUAUAAAUUAAAUUAUUAGAAAUAUUAUAAAACAUUCAUUGAAAUCAACACCUUAUGGCGUUGCAGUAGCGAUCAAAGUCGUUUGUAAUUGAUUAAAUUGUAUAGCACAUUAGAAAACUCUGCCUAAUACAUGCAUAGGCAGAGUUUCGGUUAGGACAAUUUUGUACUAAAUCUUAUUAUCAAUGUAAAAUAUAAAGUUUCUUUGAAGUUGAUAUAAAUAUGUCUUUUUCUAGAAGAUUUAUCUGAACUUUCUAGAACAUAAAGGUAAUGGAGAAAUCUCAUAUUGUAAUUCGUAUCAUUGAAUGCUGCACUUUUUGUAGAAUUCAGCUGAUAUUUUAUUUAUAACUAAAGUGUAUAAAUGAACAUUUUUGGUUUUUUUUUUGACUUCACCUUAAUAGUCCAAUAUCGACCAUGUCCCACCCUAAUGUCUGACACUAGGAUGGGUAAUAGUCGAAAAUUGAUCCAAGCUAGUGUCAGACAUUAGGAUGGGAUAUAGUCGAAAUUUGGUCGAAAUUAGACUAUAAAAGUGAAGUCCCGUGUCCCCUAGUGGAGUAUGGGGCAGAUGACAUACAUCUAUUUCACUGAUCGAUUUUCUGUAUGGACAAGUAGAUCAACUUUCUGUGUUCUGCCAGACUGCGACAUUUUUUUUGAGACUCAAAAAGUGUUAAUAAACUGGAGGUUGCAUUUUAAUAGUUUUUAUCUUAGAUUUAAAAACCAUUUUUGUUACAACCACCACCUUGGUACAGUAGUUAGUACGUGAGCGUAGAAACGAGGGUUCCCGGGUUUCAUUCCCGGUGGGGACUCACAAGAUGUCCCAUGUCUUGUUAGACAUGAGACAUUUUGUGCCUACUGUAUCCUGCUGGCUGAUCAUCUACUUGUCCAUAAAAAUCAAUCAGUGAAACAGGUGUAUGUCAUCUGCCCCAUACCCUACUAGAGGACACGGGACUUCACAUUUUUGUUAAAACGCGUUUUCCCCAGCUGGAACUAGUUACAACUAAAUGCCUUUAUUACAACUAGUUUUAAAAAUGGAAAACGAAUUGUAGAAUCCAAUUUAUGUCUAGUUUCUGAACACAUUUAUAUUGUUAUUAAAAAAUAUGAUAUUA